UUUGUCGAAGUAUAUCCUUUUUUAUUAUUUGCCAGAUUGCCAGACAAGAUGCGGACAAGGCUAUGUUAUUUAUAUUAAGGAAAAACGUUACGACCACUUGGAACACUUGGAUUUUAAUUAAAUUUAAUUUAUAUCGUAGAGAUUAAUAAGUACAAGCUACAAAUUUAGAAAAUGGCAACGCGAAACCUGACAGAAGCAUUUACUAUUAUGCGAAAUAAUGCCUUACAAACAAAAAAUAUAUAUGCAGAACAGAUUAUGUCAGAUAGGAUGGCCCUUGUUGGUUCGGAAAAUAUGGGUGAUGGAGUAGAACUGAGGGGUAUUAAUGUUGGAAGUACAGCACCUCCGCCUUGGGUUGAUGCCUUGGAAGAAACUCAAUAUAUUCUAAGCCGUUUAAAGACUAAAGUAGAUAGUUUAGUAGAAAUACAGUCUAAACAACUAACUAGGCCUACUCUAGAUGAAAAUUCUCAAGAAGAACGCCAAAUGGAACAAUUAACCCGUGAGAUUGGUAAAGCAUUUUCAAGUGGAUUUAGACAAGUACAAAUAAUUAAAUCUGCUGCCAAACAUGAAGUUAAACAUGCAGAAAGGAAGCUUGCAAGCAAUGUAGUUAUGGCUCUUUCUGCGGCCUUGCAAAACUUAGGACUGCGUUAUCGUACAGCACAACAAGACUACUUACAAAAAAUUAAUUCAAGAGAAGAGAGGAACAGGCUGUUUUUUGAUGAUGAACUAUUUAACUUAACAAAUAAUAAAUCAUCAUCAUCAGAUUACUGGUUAAAUGAAUCUAUAAGUAAUGAGUCUUCUAGUUUAUGGCAAAGUCAUCAAAGACAAGACUCUGUUCUUCUUCAAUUGGAAGAUGUUGGACAAGAUGUACGAAUAGCAGUUGAGAGAGAGAAGGAAGUAGAACAUAUUGUUAAAAAUAUAACGGAGCUUCAUGAUGUAUUUAAAGAGCUUUCAGUAAUGGUGUCAGAUCAAGGAACUAUUUUGGAUAGGAUUGAUUAUAAUAUAGAACAAUCACAAGUUCAAGUACACGAAGGGUGUCAACAACUAAAACAAGCAGAAACAUAUAAAAGAAAAAGUCGUAAAUUAUAUUGCAUUUUAAUACUAGUGGGGUCUAUAAUUUCCUUUAUUUUCUUGUAUGCUUUAUUUAGUUAGUCAUAACUUUUUAUUACUGUUUUUAAAAAUUCUGUAAAUUAUGUGUACGAUUUUAUUAGUCAUUCUUUAUAAAAAAUGAGAUAAACAAAUUUUGCAAUGCGUUAUAGGAUUAACUAACAGUAUUAUACAAUCAAUUUACAGAAAACUCGGUAAAAGUUUGAAAAACUUAAACAGAGAUUUAAUUUUGAGGCUGACUUAUAAAUGUUCAUUGUGAACUAUUUAAAAUUAAAACACGAUAGACAUAUUAUUCAUGUUAAAUGUAUAUUUCGCUUGGAAUCGCUAGUUCAAACGAUUUAAUUUUUCUUGCUAGAGUUUUUAUGUCAAUGUUGGUUGUAUAAUUGCGUAGCUAAUUUCAUAAUAGCUUUUACGCAAACUCGUGAUAAUAUUUUAUUUUUAAGAAAUGAACAUAUAUAGAUAUGACAUACUGUAGACUGAUCUUUUACUUAAAUGCUUUAUGUCUUUCUUUAAUUAUUUUAAAUUUUACAUUCUUAUUUUUAUUUUUAUUCCGGAAGUUUGUAAUGAUUGUUGUUGUUCUUUGCCUAUUUCACUGAUAAUUCCACUUGAAAUUCAUAAUUAUAUUCUGAUAAAUGGAUUUUAAAGCGUAAAAGUAUUAAAUGUACAA
Molecule: messenger RNA, 1771 nt
Organism: Phymastichus coffea
Lineage: Eukaryota; Metazoa; Arthropoda; Insecta; Hymenoptera; Eulophidae
Gene: Syx16
Product: syntaxin-16
Exons: 5
Coding region: 172-1149 (325 amino acids)
Biological process (GO): intracellular protein transport; vesicle-mediated transport; vesicle fusion
Cellular component (GO): SNARE complex; endomembrane system; membrane
Molecular function (GO): SNARE binding; SNAP receptor activity
Source: RefSeq, a predicted model, not a curated record